Ascochyta rabiei is the source of this 363-nucleotide messenger RNA. RefSeq lists its product as uncharacterized. The record is from RefSeq and is a predicted model, not a curated record. Bases 1 to 363 code for a protein of 120 amino acids. The transcript has a single exon. Lineage: Eukaryota; Fungi; Ascomycota; Dothideomycetes; Pleosporales; Didymellaceae.
AUGCCUGCCAGCACCACAGUUUCCGCUUUCGCCCGGUGGGAGGUCGCCAUCUUCCUCGCCGCCGCCUUUAUCUGGGUCCAAGUUCUGCUCUACGUCUUGCGCAUUGUUGCCGACUGGCAACUUGCUCGCGCUGCGCAGCAGCAGCAACGAGAAUACCGCGCAGCCCUCGCUGUCGUCGCCCAGCAACAACGCGAGUGGCUGGAGAUGAUGAACAGUCGUAGCUACGAGACGGCCAUCCAGGUGCAAGAACCUGCUGUGGCUGCCAGAAGGGGCGCAGAGCACCGGGCGCAGCUACGCCGCGAGCUGGAGGCUGACCUCGCGAGACUCGAGGAGAUGAACGAGCAGGACAAGCUAGAGGAAUAG